Molecule: messenger RNA, 3198 nt
Organism: Fusarium vanettenii 77-13-4
Lineage: Eukaryota; Fungi; Ascomycota; Sordariomycetes; Hypocreales; Nectriaceae
Exons: 6
Coding region: 1-3198 (1065 amino acids)
Cellular component (GO): cytosol
Molecular function (GO): aromatase activity; iron ion binding; flavin adenine dinucleotide binding
Source: RefSeq, a predicted model, not a curated record
AUGGCCGAAACAGUCGAGAUUCCAACGCCUGCGGGCUUGCCUUUGCUAGGCAACAUCAAAUCUAUUGAUCCCGAGUUCCCAUUGGGGUCUAUGGUGUCGCUUGCUGAGCAGCAUGGCGAGAUCUACCGUUUGAAAUUCCCUGGACGAACUGUCGUCAUCGUCUCCACGCAAGCUUUGGUCAAUGAGACGUGCAAUGAGAAGCGCUUCAAGAAGUGUGUCAAUUCAGCACUCACUGAAAUUCGAGAAGGCGUUCACGAUGGACUCUUUACUGCGAAACUUGGAGAGGAGAACUGGGGGAUCGCCCACAGAGUGCUCAUGCCAGCUUUCGGCCCCUUGUCAAUUCAGCGCAUGUUUGACGAAAUGCACGACAUUGCCUCCCAACUUGCUCUCAAGUGGGCACGAUACGGACCUGAUUCUCCCAUCAUGGUGACGGAUGACUUUACUCGUCUCACUCUCGACACACUGGCUUUGUGUUCCAUGGGCUACAGAUUCAACAGCUACUACUCCCCAGUUCUGCACCCCUUUAUCGAAGCGAUGGGUGAUUUUCUCACAGAGGCUGGAGAAAAGCCUCGACGACUGCCUUUGCCUGGAAUCGUCUACCGCGAGCGCGACCGGAAGUAUCAGCAGGAUAUCGAAACCAUGAGAAGUACCGCCAAGGAGGUUCUCGACGCCCGAAAAGCAGGGGGAAGUACACGAAAGGACCUUUUGACGGCAAUGCUUGAGGGCGUGGACACGAAAACCGGCAAGAAGAUGACCGACGAGAGUAUCAUGGACAACUUGAUCACCUUCCUCAUUGCUGGGCACGAAACCACUUCCGGGCUGCUUUCGUUUGCUUUCUAUCAGCUUCUCACACACCCAGAAGCUUACCAGCUUGCUCAGAAAGAGGUAGAUCAAGUCGUCGGCAAGGGGCCCAUCCAAGUUGGACACCUCUCCAAGCUCCCGUAUCUGAACGGUGUCCUGCGAGAAACUCUGCGCAUCAACGCCACUAUCCCCCUCUUUACGGUCGAGGCUUUCGAAGAUACCCUGCUUGGAGGCAAGUAUCCCGUCAAGGCUGGAGAAACCAUUCUCAACCUCCUCGCAAAAUCACAACUCGAUCCUACGGUCUUUGGAGACGAUGCAAACGAGUUCAAACCAGAACGGAUGUUUGAUGACAACUUUGCCAGGCUGAACAAGGAGUUUCCCAACUCAUGGAAACCCUUUGGUAAUGGUAUGCGAGCCUGCAUCGGAAGGCCUUUUGCCUGGCAGGAAGCCCUGCUCGUCAUGGUUAUGCUCUUGCAAAAUUUCAACUUUGUUCUUGAUCCUAGCUAUGAGCUUGGAUUCAAACAGACGUUGACUAUUAAGCCGAAGGAUAUGCACAUGCGAGCGAUCCUGAGAGACAACCUUACGCCGACGAGUCUUGAGCGUCGUCUGGCCGGUUUGCCUGUUUCUGAAAGGGAAGAGGCAAAUGGGGUGAAUGGCAAGUCUUCUGAUGCUAAGGAUGGUGUCCCUAUGACGGUCUUGUACGGAUCUAAUAGUGGAACAUGUGAGUCUUUGGCGCAGAGAGUCGCAACCGACGCUGCAGAGCACGGGUUCCACGUCACCAAGAUAGACUGUCUUGACACGGCAAAUGGAAAUUUGCCCACAGAUCAGCCUGUUGUCAUCGUCACCGCAUCAUACGAGGGCCAGCCUCCCGACAACGCCGGGCAUUUUGUUGCCUGGGUUGAGAAGGCUGAUCAAGAGACCAAGCCACUCGAGGGUGUCUCAUAUGCCGUCUUUGGCUGUGGUCACAAGGAUUGGGUCCAGACUUUCCAUCGCAUUCCCAAGCUCGUGGACAGUAAUCUUGAGCAGCUUGGUGCUACUCGACUUGUCAACAUUGGUCUUACCGAUGCAUCUGAGAAUAUGGUCUUCAGCGACUUUGAGGCAUGGGAGGACAACAUUUUGUGGCCUGCCCUCGAGGCGCGUUACAACCCCGAGUCCAAGAAGAGUUCCGCAGACAAGGGAUUGAGCGUCAAGAGCUCCAACUUUAGAACUCUCACCCUCCGUCAGGAUGUCAAGGAGGCGACAGUUGUCGAAACCAAGGUCCUCACAAGCAGCACUGAUACCAAGUCCAAGAAGAGGCAUAUCGAAGUAGAACUGCCUGAAGGCACUCAGUACACGGCCGGAGACUACCUUGCCGUUCUGCCUAUCAACCCACAGGAAGUUGUUCGUCGGGCAUUGAGGAGAUUCAAGCUUCCAAUGGAUGCUCAUCUUGAGAUCUCGAGCAGUACGCCGACUGUUCUCCCCACCGACACGUCUGUGUCAGCAUUAGAUGUGUUGAGCUCCUACGUGGAGCUUUCGCAGCCGGCCACGAAAAGGAACCUACUUGCCAUAGCUGAGGCGGCGUCUAAUGAAGACACCAAAGCUGCUCUUACCUCCCUGUCCGAGGAAAGAUACGUCGAGGAGAUCAGCAACAAGCGUGUAUCAGUUCUGGAACUCCUUGAACGGUACCCCUCCGUUGAUCUACCCAUCGGAGACUUCUUGCAGAUGUUGCCAUCCAUUCGGAUUCGCCAGUACUCCAUCUCCUCAUCUCCACUAUGGAACCAGUCUCGCGCGACAAUCACCUUUUCCGUGCUCAAGGGGCCAGCGUCAUCAGGCCAAGGCAUCUACAACGGCGUUGCAACUUCUUAUCUCGACUCUCUGGCUGACGGCGACACGCUACAAGUGGCCAUUCGCUCAUCGCCUGCUGCUUUUAGCCUCCCAUCCAACCCAGAACAGACUCCGAUCAUCUGCAUUGCGGCUGGGUCAGGACUUGCACCGUUCAGGGGUUUCAUCCAACAGCGAGCCAUCAUGAUCGAAUCAGGUCGUAAGCUCGCCCCGGGUUUGCUCUUCUUCGGCUGUCGCGCUCCUGAUCAAGAUGAUCUUUACCACGACGAGUUCGAUGUAUGGCAGAAGCUCGGUGCGGUAGACGUUCGACGAGCGUACAGCCGACACGGAGACGGAUGCAAACACGUCCAAGAUCGGAUCUGGCAAGACAAGGAAGACUUUAUCCAACUCUGGGAGAAGGGAGCUACCGUCUAUGUAUGUGGUUCAAGAGCGGUGGCUGAUUCGGUGAGAGAGGUUAUGAUUAAGUUGAAGACGGAGAUGGAAAAGAGAUCCGGUGGUGAGAUGGGCCUGGAGGAGGCUAAGAAGUGGUUUGAUGAACAGAGGAAUGUGCGGUAUGUAAUGGACGUGUUUGAUUAG